Messenger RNA from Seminavis robusta, 911 nucleotides. The record is from the annotation of a GenBank genome assembly. NCBI's taxonomy places the organism in Eukaryota, Bacillariophyta, Bacillariophyceae, Naviculales, Naviculaceae.
CGGCAAGACCGUUGGCUCGAAAAGGACUGGCCGGCGUUGUCACACCCGUCUCUCUGUUCUCUCGCACACAACAGCAAACAACAGCAACAACAGCAACAACAGCAGCAGCAAAAGCGCAUUGUUUAUUGAAGUGGCUUGCAACGUGCAUCAAUCUCUAUCUAGCUAGUACCAUGUCGGCUGGAAUUGCUCAAGGACGUCUCCGAGAGGAACGAAAGAACUGGCGAAAGGACCAUCCUUAUGGCUUCUUUGCACGCCCUGAAUCAUCGGGAGAGGGAUCUUCCAAUAUCAUGAAAUGGAACGCUGGCGUCCCAGGGAAGGAAGGCACAGAUUGGGAGGGUGGAGUGUACAAAGUUGCCAUGGAGUUUAGCGCGGAUUAUCCAUCCAAGCCACCCAAGUGCAAGUUUGUGCCGCCUCUUUUUCAUCCCAAUGUGUAUCCAUCGGGAACGAUCUGUCUUUCUAUCCUUAACGAGGAAGAAGGGUGGCGACCAGCUAUCAGUAUCAAGCAGAUUCUGUUGGGAAUCCAAGAUCUGUUGGACGACCCUAACCCAGCCAGUCCAGCCCAAAGUGAGGCCUUCAAUCUUUACAUGAAUGAUAAAGCCUCGUACAAAUUGCGAAUUCGGGCCGAGGCAAAAAAGAACAUGCCUUAAAAUGAGAGUAUCACUCCACACAACACCACAAUUUACAUACAAUUUCGUCGAGAACACUAAACAUGGAAAUAUUCUGACGGUGUUGCGGGGCAGCCAUGCAAAUGUAUUUUCCAAGAAGAGAAGAAAGAGCAAUCUGCUAUACGAACGAAAAAGUCUCAAUCAGCAUCGCAUCAGUCGGCAAGGAUAAAGACCUGAGCUCCGAUAUCUAGCAAUGAAUCGAGGUUUUGUAGGAGUAAUGCACUAGUACUUAUUCGGUUACUUCCG